Messenger RNA from Notolabrus celidotus (New Zealand spotty), 1824 nucleotides. RefSeq names its product STKc_p38 domain-containing protein. Gene Ontology annotation, molecular function: ATP binding; MAP kinase activity. The record is from RefSeq and is a predicted model, not a curated record. Gene Ontology annotation, biological process: protein phosphorylation; intracellular signal transduction. Gene Ontology annotation, cellular component: nucleus; cytoplasm. The transcript is spliced from 12 exons. The coding region runs from base 133 to 1407 and encodes 424 amino acids. NCBI's taxonomy places the organism in Eukaryota, Metazoa, Chordata, Actinopteri, Labriformes, Labridae.
AUAAAUAGAUAAUAAAGGAGGCGUUACGCAGUUGAUGCAUGGAGGACACAGGCUUAAAGAUGUACUUUUUAGUUCAUCCAUGACCCAGGGAAGUGGCCAUUGAUAGAAUCAGUUGUGUAAAAAUGUGUUCACAUGACUGACAGUCGAUAUUAUUCUCCAGAGGAGGCGGCAGAGGAGGACGGGGGGCGUUUCCCUGCGUCGCUCUAUACCUUUACAGCCUCCUUCAGACCUCACCUGUCAGGGUGGAACUCCUCGGCUGUAAAACACACUCUAUGUCCUCAGAGGCGACUGGAAACAGAAAUUAACAGCAGCAUGGAGUCUCCACUGAAUGAUUCUCCUGUCAGAUCGGGCUUCUGCCGACACGAGGUGCAGAAAACGACGUGGGACACACCGGAGAGAUACACGGCGCUGCGCGCGAUCGGCUCCGGAGCUUACGGGACGGUUUGCUCUGCCAUUGAUCAGAAAACGAAGGAGAAGGUUGCCAUCAAGAAGCUGUACCGUCCUUUCCAGUCGCUCAUCCACGCCAAGCGAGCGUACAGGGAGCUCAGACUGCUGAGACACAUACAGCAUGAUAAUGUGAUCUCGCUCCUCAACGUCUUCACACCCGACUCCACUCUGGAAAAAUUCCAAACCUUUUACAUGGUGAUGCCAUUUGUAGCUCAGGAUCUGGGUCACAUCAUGAAGAGAAAGAAAUUAUCUGAUCGCAUCAUCACGUACCUGUUCUACCAGCUGCUGAGGGGGCUCAAGUACAUUCAUUCUGCAGGGAUCAUUCAUCGGGAUCUGAAGCCUGGCAACCUCGCUGUGAAUGAGAACUGCGAAUUAAAGAUCCUGGAUUUCGGCCUGGCCAGACAAACAGAAAGUGAAAUGACUGGGUAUGUGGUGACGCGCUGGUACAGAGCACCAGAGAUCAUAUUCAACUGGAUGCACUACAGUCAGACAGUGGACGUGUGGUCAGCAGCCUGUAUCCUGGCUGAGAUGAUUACAGGACAGGUGCUCUUCCCGGGACACGACAGUAUCGAUCAGCUAAAGAAGAUCCUCCAUCUGACAGGAACCCCAGACUCCUCCUUGGUUCAGAAGAUGCAGAGUAAAGAUGCUCAAUCAUACGUGCAAAGUCUUCCCCCACAGAAGAAGAAAAACUUCAGUGAAGUGUUUCUCUCCAUGGAUAAAAAUGCUGUAGACCUUCUGGAGGGGAUGUUGAUGCUGGAUCCAGAGCAAAGGCUGACAGCCAAGCAGGGACUGCCACAUCCUUUCCUUGCUGAAUUUUAUGAACAAGAGGGCGAGCCCGACUCUGAGCCUUACGAUGAUUCGUUUGAGAGCCUGGAGCUCGCCGUCGGGGAAUGGAAGAGUCUUAUCCACAUGGAGAUCAUGACCUUUGAUCCUGACAACCCCUGUAAGACAGCCAUGUAGGAUGAUGCGACACGCUGAUUCCUUUCUCUGCUUGAAGGCGAACACAUAUAACAUAUUCUUUAGGUCAGUGACUGUCAGUCUCAUUGGGAAACCAAAAACAAAAGGAUUUCCCAAAAAAUGUAUGUUGUGUGUGUCUGAUAUAUUUUAAAAAGUGUUUUACUCAAGACUAGGUGUGUUGGCCUGUAAAGGACAAAGCAUAGUCUGAAGGUGUGUUCAGAAAUUUGGGACGACUCAUUGAACAAUUCAUAGAAAUUAACAGGGUUGGGACAUUUUAAUGUUGCUGAGACGAUCAGGAAAUAGACUCCUGGGUUGUAUCUGUGUGUGUUUUCUUGACGUCCUUGUAUAGAAUAUACAUAUGCAUUGUAGAAACAUUAAGUUGCUUACAAUAAAAGAUGUCCUUAUUUACAUUUCAUCUUA